Messenger RNA from Oryzias melastigma (Indian medaka), 1622 nucleotides. It is a transcript of the gene aar2, whose product is annotated as AAR2 splicing factor. The transcript has 3 exons. Gene Ontology annotation, biological process: spliceosomal tri-snRNP complex assembly. The coding region runs from base 362 to 1522 and encodes 386 amino acids. The record is from RefSeq and is a predicted model, not a curated record. NCBI's taxonomy places the organism in Eukaryota, Metazoa, Chordata, Actinopteri, Beloniformes, Adrianichthyidae.
UUCCGCCCGAGCAAAAUAGCGUGUUACGCAGCGUCCGCCCGUGUUUACAGCCUGGAAUCCGUCAAACGAAUUUCCUACGAAUCGGAACAAUAACGUGACCUGGCUUUGUUCUUUGCAUGUUAGCAUAAAGUAGGAACAUAUCUUAGUCGGAAUUGUUAUUAUUAUGUUUUACAAUGUUUCGUUUCGUAACAAAUACAGUGGCGUUUAUGCGUUUUUGUUCCUCUUAGAACAUUCCUCUAGUAAAACAGCUUCAGCGUCGGACGCUUUGGGUAAACUCCUUUGAAAUAUUAAGACCAAACUGAGGCAAUUUAAAGCAUAAAUUGAGUUGUUUUUGGUCAAAAUUGUUAACUUAAAAGCCAACAUGGCUAGCAACUCUGUGGACAUGGAUCCAGAUGUUGCUCGGAGGCUGUUUGAGGAAGGAGCCACGCUGGUGCUGCUCGGUGUCCCUCGUGGUACAGAGCUUGGGAUAGAUUGCAAAAGCUGGCAGGUUGGUCCUCGUUUUCGAGGAGUUAAGAUGAUCCCCCCGGGCCUUCACUUCCUCCAUUACUGCUCCGUUAGCUCUCCAAACAGUGGAGGAGAGGUUGGCCCUAAAACAGGCCUGUUCCUCACCCUCAAACCCAGAGAAAUCCUUCUCGCUAACUGGGACCCUAAAGAAGAAGACCUGGACUUUUCAGCCUCCAAGAACGAAGAGGAGGUUACUCGGAUUCGAGAAACUCUGCAGGACCUGGAUCCUUACUUGGGGCCUUACCCUUAUGAGGUGAUGAGGAAGUGGGUGUCCCUCACAGACCGGAUCAGUGAGGAUCUGGCUGAGAACCUGCAGCCUCUCUCUGGGCGAGUGUGCGCCUUCUGCGAUGUUAUUCCUGAGCUGCAGCUCAGACACACCAAAGACCGGGCAGAGCAGCCAAGGAAUGACACUGCAUGUCAGAGCAUGAAAGAGGGACUCGACAGACUCCCCAAGAUGAAGCAGAGGGAAGGAACGGAGCUGCGCUUCUCCACGAUACCCAAGAAGACCUACCCUCCUGGGGCAACUCCGGCUGAGAUCACCAAAUGCAGCAUGGACCUGAGCUACGCCCUGGAGGCUGUGCUGGAGAAGAACUACAAGGAGGAACCCCUCAACCUGCUUGGUGAGCUGCAGUUUGCAUUUGUGUGUUUCUUGCUUGGAAAUGUGUACGAAGGCUUUGAGCACUGGAAGCAGAUCCUGGCUCUCCUGUGUCGCGCUGAGGAGGCCAUGAAGAAGCGCAGAGAACUGUAUGUGGGGCUCAUCACUGUACUCUACCACCAGCUUGGAGAAAUCCCACCAGACUUCUUUGUUGACAUUGUGUCGCAGAACAACUUCCUGACCACUACUCUGCAGGACUUUUUCCAGUUUGCCUCUGGGCCCGGCAUGGAUGCCACAUUACGGAAGAAAGCCGAGAAGUUCAAAGCCCACCUGACCAAGAAGUUCCGGUGGGAUUUUGACGCAGACCUGGACGACUGUGAUCCUGUGGUGGUGGAACUCCCUGAAGGAGUCACAGUGGACUGACAAUAUCCUCAGUGGAUCAUAUGAUUUGUCAUUUCAUAUGUUUGCUUUGAUCUCAUCUUUAACACAAAAGCUCACUCGAUUAAAAAAAUAAUUGAAACAA